AUGGCCCAGGUAGUUGAAUUACCUGGCGAAUCCAAUCCGCUGAACCCUCAAAACCUCCUCCAUGCGCUUGCACUCGCAGCCAGCUCGACACAGCAGCAGGUGCAAACAGGGACCAAGCAACUGCAACACUGGGAAAAGCAUGAGAGCUACUUCACUCUACUUCAGGAUGUAUUCCUAGAUCAAUCGUUGCCCAUCGAAGUUCGCUACCUAUCCAUAAUCCAGUUGAAGAAUGGCAUUGAUAAGUAUUGGCGGAAGACUGCGACAAAUGCCAUCAAAAAAGAAGAGAAAGAGAGGAUAAAGGUGAGGGCGGUACAAGCUGGGGUGGUCGAACCUGCACCUCUGCUUGCCCUUCACAAUGCUUUUAUGAUUGCCAAGAUCAUGCGCUACGAAUUUCCACAAGACUGGCCAGAUGGAAUCUCAGCAAUCAUUACCUAUCUUCGCUCUUCAACGCAGCCCGGCGCCAACCCGUUGCAAUUACCGCGGACACUCACAAUACUACUGCAAAUAAUCAAGGAAUUGUCAACAGCUCGGCUACAGAGAACGCGUGCGAACCUUCAAUCAGUGGCACCAGAGAUCUUCCACCUUUUGGUCAAUAUUUACGUGGAGAAGGUGAACAAAUGGACCGUGAUUCUAGAGCAGGGCGGCGUCGAUGAGGCGGCACUACUUGAUGAGGCAGAGCAAAGUCUUGUUUGUCUCAAGGUUCUUCGGCGUCUGAUCAUUGCGGGAUUCGAGCACCCCAAUCGGGAUAAAGAGGCUCAGGACUUCUGGCUCCUGACCCAUACCCAUUUCAGCCGGUUCUUUGCUUUUGUCAAUGGCUCCGUGCCUUUAUCGGAGCAAGUUCAGAGGUCGAUAGAGAAACAUCUGCUCAAGUUGUCGAAACUUCAUGUCGAGAUGGCAAAGGAACGGCCCGCAUCAUUCGCCUUGCUGCCGGACAGCAUUCCCCUUGUUCAAUCUUACUGGACCCUUGUUGUCAAACUCGGAGAAAAUUACAGCCAGCUGGGAGAGGAUGGUGACUCUGACGGCAAGACACUUAUGGAAAAGGUGGGGCUCAGAGCCCUUCUCUUGAUCAGGGCCUGUUCCAAAAUGGCGUUCAAUCCUGCUCAGACGUUCAAAUAUCAGACCCCGCAAGACAAAGAGGAGAAACAACGGUCUAUUGAACAAAUAAAGUCGGAUCUUUUCACCCAUGAAUUCGUUGUCAGUGUCAUGGAGCUCUUGGUUACUCAAUUUUUCCGCUUCCGGAAAGCUGACUUCCAAGAAUGGGAGGCUGAGCCGGAGGAGUGGGAAAGGAAGGAGGAGGAUAUUGCUGAAGCCUGGGAAUUCUCCAUCCGAUCGUGCUCUGAGAAGCUGUUCCUCGACCUAGUCAUCCACUUCAAAGACUUACUGAUCCCACGACUGUUGAAUGUCUUCUUUUCGUUUGCAAGUCCCGAGAAGCGUGACGUACUGCUAAAAGACUCAUUAUACUCUGCCAUCGGACUGGCUUCCGCAAGCUUAGAGCAGCAAUUGGACUUCAAUAGUUUUCUGGAGACAACGCUUGUCCAAGAAGUUCAAAUUCAGGACCAGGGUUACAAUGUCCUUAGGAGACGAAUUGCCAUCGUCCUUGGGCAAUGGGUACCAGUAAAGCCGGAUGAACUCAACAGGAAUGCCAUCUACCAGAUCUUCCAGCACCUUUUAAGCAAACAGGAUCCCUUGAACGACCUGGUUGUCCGCAUCACGGCUGGUAGACAGCUCAAGAACGUGUUGGAUCCAUUCGAAUUCUCCCCUGCCGGGUUCAUGCCCUAUGCUCAGUCCAUUCUCCAGGAUUUGAUGUCUCUAAUUCAGGAGGUCGAACUUCCUGAAACUAAGAUGGGACUUUUGGAAAGCGUUCGUGUCUUGGUAGUAAAAAUGGAGCAUCAUAUUGCGCCAUUCUCGGACCAGAUAUUAGCUCUACUGCCUCCAUUGUGGGAGCAAUCCGGCGAGGAGCAUCUCAUGAAACAGGCCAUUCUAACAUUGAUUUCGUCCCUUAUACAUUCUUUGAGGCAGGACUCGAUCAAGUAUCACUCUCUUGUCUUGCCCUUGAUCAGCAGUUCGGUAGAACCAGGCUCUGAGACCCUGGUAUAUCUCCUUGAUGAGGCCCUAGAGCUCUGGUCUGCUAUCCUCACCCAAACACCUGCACCGGCGUCUCCCGAGCUUCUUGCGCUCAUCCCUGCGUUGUAUCCUAUAUUCGAAGCCGCCACGGACAGUGUCCCACAGGCCCUCCAAAUCGCAGAGUCCUAUAUCUAUCUCGCCCCCCAGGAGGUUCUUAGUGACCGAAUCCGACUUCCCCUUCUCGUCUCAUUCGAGACCCUCCUACAAUCUACCACCCGGCAACGCAUUGGCGUUGUCCCUCGCCUCGUUGAGCUCAUGAUCCGCGGCGCUGAAGCGGUUGACGGAGGAAGCGAAAACACAUACAAUAUCAUCACGCGCUCCCUCAUUGACAGCUCAUUCCUGCAAUCUCUCCUGGAAGGUCUCCAUUCCGCCUAUGAAGCUAGUCAGACGACCGGCCCACGCCGGAAACCAACGUCGGUCUACGGUGUCGUGGAGACGGAUUACUAUUCUGUCCUGGCUCGUUUAGCCCUGGCAUAUCCUAAGAUCCUUGUCUCCGCCGUCUCCGCCGCCACACAGACCCCCGAAGAACAGGUUCUCUCCUGGCUUCUCACGGAAUGGUUCCUGCAUUACGACAAUAUUGGCAGCGUGACUCAGAAGAAACUGCAUGCGCUCGCUCUGACGCAACUUCUCGCAUUGAACGGCCCCGAUACUCAGCCACCCACCUACAUUCUCAACCACCUGCAAUCAUACAUGAACAUUUGGACGGAUAUCGUCACGGAACUUGCGGAAGGUACCGAGGGUGAUCCCAACGACCCCCGCAGCGGCGAUUAUCUCAUCUACUGGAACAACGCGCCGAACGCCAAGUACGAUGGGCCUGAGCCGCCAGAGAACGAACGCCGACGGCAUUGGGAAAGCUCAGAUGUGAUCCAUAAAAUCAACAUCCGGGACUUUGUGCGCCAGCGCUUGCAUUCUCUCAUCAUGGGGUGCGGUGGCGAGCAGCGGUUCCAGGAAGAGUGGCUCCUCAAUGUAGAUCGUGAAGUGGUGGCUGCAUUUGCGGCUUUGGGACUGUUUUAG
Messenger RNA from Aspergillus viridinutans, 3138 nucleotides. RefSeq names its product putative importin 11. Gene Ontology annotation, cellular component: nuclear envelope; cytosol. Gene Ontology annotation, biological process: protein import into nucleus. Bases 1 to 3138 code for a protein of 1045 amino acids. Gene Ontology annotation, molecular function: small GTPase binding. The record is from RefSeq and is a predicted model, not a curated record. The transcript has 7 exons. Lineage: Eukaryota; Fungi; Ascomycota; Eurotiomycetes; Eurotiales; Aspergillaceae.